Messenger RNA from Zea mays, 950 nucleotides. RefSeq names its product putative glutathione peroxidase. The coding region runs from base 133 to 639 and encodes 168 amino acids. Gene Ontology annotation, cellular component: cytosol. Lineage: Eukaryota; Viridiplantae; Streptophyta; Magnoliopsida; Poales; Poaceae. The transcript is spliced from 6 exons. Gene Ontology annotation, molecular function: peroxidase activity. The record is from RefSeq and is marked provisional. Gene Ontology annotation, biological process: response to oxidative stress.
GCUUGCCCGCUUUUGCUCUCUCCCUCCCGGCUCUCGGCUUCUUCUACACGCUACCGUCUCACAGCCGUAAACGCCCCUCCCGGAUCCCGCUAGUUCGCCACCGCCGCCCGCCCGCCCGCCGUUCGCCUCAUCAUGGCCGCCUCGUCGACCGCCACCUCCGUCCACGACUUCAUCGUCAAGGAUGCGAGCGGCAAAGACGUUGACCUCAGCACCUACAAGGGGAAGGUUCUUCUCAUUGUUAACGUCGCAUCCCAGUGUGGCUUAACCAACUCCAACUACACUGAGCUGGCCCAGCUCUAUGAGAAGUACAAGGACCAAGGCUUUGAAAUCCUGGCUUUCCCAUGCAACCAGUUUGGUGGGCAGGAGCCUGGUACCAAUGAGGAGAUUGUCCAGUUUGCCUGCACACGCUUCAAGGCUGAGUACCCCAUCUUCGACAAGGUUGAUGUCAACGGUAGCAAUGCUGCGCCCAUCUACAAGUUCUUGAAAUCUAGCAAAGGUGGCCUUUUCGGCGACAGCAUCAAGUGGAACUUUUCCAAGUUCUUGGUUGACAAGGAGGGACGUGUUGUGGAUCGCUAUGCUCCAACCACUUCACCCCUGAGCAUUGAGAAGGAUAUCAAGAAGCUGCUUGGGAGCUCUUAAUCAGUAUCUGGGUGCAAAGCUGUAGAAAAACAUGUAUCAACAAUGCCCUGAGCGAUAAAAUAUAUGAUAAGUUGUAUUAAUAAAGUAUUGUCGUACUUGAGAGGUUGCAGUAUCUGCUCUAUUUCCCUUGCAUACACUCCGUACUUGUAUAUCCCCUUCGGAGCUGAUUUGGUGACCCGGGAUCCCAGGAGGAUCGGAGGGGAUUGAGAAGGAAAUUAGUUGAUUUCCCCCUUAAUCCCCUUCAAUCCUCCCGGGAUCCCCUUGUCACCAAAUCAGCCCUCGAAUGAAUUCCAAUGCUGUAUCAGUUUGCU